Molecule: messenger RNA, 2112 nt
Organism: Penicillium chermesinum
Lineage: Eukaryota; Fungi; Ascomycota; Eurotiomycetes; Eurotiales; Aspergillaceae
Exons: 7
Coding region: 1-2112 (703 amino acids)
Biological process (GO): protection from non-homologous end joining at telomere; interstrand cross-link repair; double-strand break repair via nonhomologous end joining
Molecular function (GO): damaged DNA binding; 5'-3' DNA exonuclease activity
Source: RefSeq, a predicted model, not a curated record
AUGUCGACGUUUGACGGGUACAUCACAGGUUUAGCUCAUCCCCACUCAGUUGACUACUUCCGCAAGAACCCAGAGCGCCCAGCACCCUUAGCGUGCUUCCUCAGUCAUGUCCAUAGCGAUCAUCUGCAGGGGCUGGAGUCCCUACGGGCCCCAUUCAUCUACUGCUCGCCCGCAACUCGAGAACUCCUCCUGCGUAUUGAGAAAUAUCCGCACCGCAUGAACUUUCAAAAGGGCAUUCUAGAAUCGCGCAGACUUCAUUACAAGCACCUGGCGAGGAUCCUGCGACCAAUACCAUUGAAUACGCCCACUAAGAUUGAACUCACCCCGAAGAAACAUGUCAGAGUCACAUUAAUUGACGCAAAUCACUGCGUGGGGGCCGUGAUGUUCUUGGUUGAAGGUGAUGGGAAAGCAAUACUCUACACUGGCGAUAUACGAGCGGAACAGUGGUGGGUGACCAGCCUGGUGCGGCAUCCAGUUCUGAUCCCAUAUACGCUCGGUACGAAGAAGCUCGAUAGACUUUAUUUAGACACUACGUUCGCCGGCGCGUCGAAUCCCCUACGGGAGUUUCCAUCUAAAGCGGAGGGACUAGCGGAGCUCUUGCAGAAGGUUGAAAGCUAUUCAAAGGAGACCAUCUUUUACUUCCGCGCAUGGACCUUCGGAUAUGAAGAUGUGUGGGUGGCCCUGGCCGCGGCAUUGGAUACCAAGGUCCAUGUGGAUCGGUACCAAAUGGGACUAUACAGGUCCCUGAUGAACUCGCAGGGAGGCAGAGAAAUCCCCGAGGCCGCAUCCUUAUGUGGAUUCCAGCUGGGUAACCAACUUGUCGCAGGUUGUCUUAGUGGAGAUGAAUCCAGUAGAGUCCAUAGUUGCGAACCUGGAGUCGCGUGUUCUGCUUCGCGAGGCUCAAAUACCGUCUACAUCACUCCCAUUGUCAAUCGGACACGCGCCGGGGAGGAAAUUCCCGAAGUCGGCCUUGGAGGAGGCGCCGGCGAUCUUUAUCAGGUCCAUGAGCUGGAGCUGCAAAACGAAACUGUCCUCGCAGAGCUGGAGAAGUUAUGCAGCCAGCAUAUUCACGAUCAGGAUCUCCUAUCGCAGGCACGGGCUGCACUCAUGGAUGCAUUUCGGUCAAGAAAAUCACUUUCGCUCGAUCAAUACGGGGUACGAGAAGAUAUCUCGCUCGAGAAGCUAGUGUCAAAGCUAAGCCACGGGCCCUCGACUACCGACAAAAUAUCAAACCCCUCAAAUCUCCCUCGCACAAUUCGCUUCCCAUACUCCCGGCAUUCCUCCUACUCCGAACUAUGUGGGCUGGUUGCCGCUUUUCGGCCAAAGGAUAUCCAUCCCUGCACCGUUGACCCGUCAUCGUGGAAUGAAGAGCUCUCCAUGCAACACCUCUUCGGUCACCUCUGUUCCGAAGAUACCUUCACUCAUGAUGACCAUAUGCGCGAGACCCUCCGAGCAGCACAAGGCGAAGACCACUCAAGCAAACGGGUGCGGCUGGAUGAGGACCAGUCGACCCAGUCCACCGAGUCCAGGGAGCUGGCCAUUGGCUCUUUAGCAUCCAUUGAAGCUAAUCCGGAGGAACCCCCUGCCAGUCCAGGCUCUUUGGCCAGGGCCAAAGCAAAACGUGACGAAAUUCGCCGAGCACACCGCUUCCUGCAUGACCAUGCUGAGCCAGGCUUAUUAACAAUCGAGCCUCUCCCCGUCUCGUGGACGCCGGACCGAGAGAUAGAAGAGCAAGGGCCUUUGGAUUCUAACCAGGCCUUCUCCACACAUCACGCCACCCAGGAGCAAGCUUCUAAAUUCUCCGGUGGCGGUGCAUUAAAUGCACCGCAUGGACAGCCAGCUCCAUCUAAUCGACAUGUUGAUGUGUCACUUGCACAUAUUGAUCUGACAGGGGAUUCCUUGCUUGAUGGCGGAAAUGAGAGCCACGUUGCUUCCCGUGAGCCAGGGACCGGGUCAAGGAGGGCUCGCAGACAGGUCGGGCGAGAACGAGUGAUGAAUCGUCUACGGCGGCAGAUCUCGGAUUAUUUGGCUGCAGACGAAGAUAUGCAGACUUCGGGGAAUAUGUCGCCUUACCUUCAAGAUGAAGAGGCUAGGAAGAGGCCAGAUGGAUGA